UUAGGGCAAAUCCACCGCUAUAGGAUAUAUUUUCUAUAGUAAAAAUGGGAAAAGUUUGCAUCGUAAACAGUUGCCAAAGUGGGCGUAAGAGGAAAAAACAGAAAAAUGUUACGAAAUCCGUAUCUUUUUUCCAACCAACGGUAAGUAUGUAAUUUUCACUACACCUUAUAAAACAAAGUCCCCCGCCGCGACUGUCUGUUCGUGGGUUUGAAUGUAUCUUUGCGAUAAACAAACUACUGGACGGUUUCAGUUCGAUUUUCAUGCGGUUUUCACCUAUCAAUAGAGUGAUUCUUGAGGAAGGUUUACUUAUAUAAUUUGUUGACUAGUGCGAAGCCGGUCGCUAGUUAUUUAAUAAAAUAUUAUAUUGUGAUUUUUAUAUUUUUCUUAUAAAUUUCACAAUUUCACUUCAACAAUUCUUCAUUUUUCUAUUAAUUCUCAGACUCCGGCACGGUUGGAAAGUUGGAAAAAGUCGUUAGGAAUUGCAUUAAAAGCAAAUGAUUAUAUUUGCCAUCUUCAUUUUAAAGAAGAAAAUAUAAAUAUGUACGAAAAGUUAACUAUUAAAGGAGAGCUCAAAUAUAUUCCUACACAAAGAAAAACGCUUAAGGAAGAAGCUGUGCCCACGAUUGAGCAUCAGUUUAUUCCCAUUCCCGAACAUGAACUCCAAGCCAAUACUAUUCACAUAGAGGAAUCUUUCGAACCAUACCCCAAUCAACCUAAGGACGAGCAGCAACAACAAAUCAAUGCCGAGCAACAGGAAUUAUCAGAAGAUCAAAAUGAUUCUAAUUAUUUAAUGGAUUAUGAAAUGAUACAACAGGACUUUGCGGAACCAUUGUUUAGUCAAUAUCAGGAUACUAAUGUAACAAUAAAUCCAAUAGAGAAUUUUAAAAGUAAGUUUCGGGCAUUUUCGUUGUUGCCGCCUUUUUGGCUACAUGCAGAAAAUCCUAAUGGGCUGGAAUUUAUGCGAAUGGAUCCAAAAACUCAGAAGAUUAAACAUCAUAUACGUUUAAACGAUGAUCUAACUGUCACUGUAAUUUUUCCCAAUAAUGAACAAUUGCCACUAAAGGAGAAAAUUAAUUCAUAUGACAACACCUACGAUUACUUAAAAUCGGUUGAAAGAUGGCCUUUGUGCGUUGGUACUCAGAUUGACGACAAUAAGUAAGUUUUGGUAGAUUGUUAACCAAGGGAUGAACGCAGUGAGAGUAUAGUCCGAGGCUAAAAUGAUGCCAUUCACCCGAGUUAAACACUCUACUUUUCAUUUCGAAUACGAGGAACCUAGCCCCAAAGCUUGUACUAUGGGUGUAGGCGAUAAUACAACUGUUUGCAGUCGUCUUAUGAAUAUAUAUACCAUAAUGUAACAGUUGUAUUUAAAAUAAAAGGAUA
Cydia fagiglandana is the source of this 1380-nucleotide messenger RNA. RefSeq lists its product as uncharacterized. NCBI's taxonomy places the organism in Eukaryota, Metazoa, Arthropoda, Insecta, Lepidoptera, Tortricidae. Bases 539 to 1159 code for a protein of 206 amino acids. The record is from RefSeq and is a predicted model, not a curated record. The transcript has 2 exons.